CAAGUGAUCUGGUUGGUUUGGGUCCUUGGGAUUAAAAAUCCGGAUCACUGACAGCUUCAACGAGACUCAUCAUCAUUGAAAUAAGGAACCGCAAGUGUGAAAUCAGACCGGAAUCUGGCAUUUUGCACUCCGGGGUUUAGCUAUGAUAUCGCAGUUCUUUGUGCUCUCGCAGAGAGGCGACAACAUCGUCUUCCGCGACUAUCGUGGUGAGGUACCAAAAGGAAGUGCAGAAAUAUUCUUCCGUAAAGUAAAGUUUUGGAAGGAGGAUGGGGAAGAGGAAGCACCACCUGUCUUUAAUGUGGAUGCUGUGAACUACUUCCAUGUGAAGGUUGCUGGCUUAUUGUUUGUUGCAACCACACGAGUUAAUGUGUCACCUUCUCUUGUGUUGGAGCUCCUGCAAAGAAUUGCACGUGUAAUUAAAGACUACCUUGGGGUUCUCAAUGAAGAUUCGUUACGAAAGAACUUUGUUCUUGUUUAUGAAUUACUUGAUGAAGUCAUUGACUUUGGCUAUGUUCAGACCACUUCUACUGAAGUGUUGAAGUCUUAUGUAUUUAAUGAACCAAUUGUGGUUGAGGCUGCACGUUUGCCCACCCUUGGCCCUGCUGCCAUGUUUAUGCAAGGAACAAAAAAAAUGCCAGGGACAGCUGUUACAAAAUCUGUUGUAGCAAAUGAGCCUGGGGGAAGAAAGAGGGAGGAAAUAUUUGUUGACAUAAUUGAAAAAAUAAGUGUGACUUUCAGCUCUAGUGGUUACAUACUUACUUCUGAAAUUGAUGGAACCAUUCAAAUGAAGAGUUAUCUUACUGGCAACCCAGAAAUCCGUCUAGCCCUUAAUGAAGACCUGAGCAUAGGGAGAGAUGGGAGGUCUAUAUAUGGUUAUAGUAGUUCUGCUGGAGCAGGGACGGUGAUACUAGAUGAUUGUAAUUUCCAUGAAUCUGUACAUCUUGAUAGUUUUGAUGUAGACAGAACUUUGACUUUGGUAGCUCCUGAUGGUGAAUUUCCAGUAAUGAAUUACCGUAUGACCCAGGAAUUUAAACCUCCCUUUCGUAUCAAUGCUUUGAUUGAAGAAGCAGGAUCCCUUAGGGCUGAGGUGAUUCUUAAGAUACGUGCUGACUUCUCCUCAAGCAUAACUGCAAACACGGUUCUAGUACAGAUGCCAGUGCCAACAUAUACCACCAGGGUUAGUUUUGAGUUGGAACCCGGAGCAGUUGGAAACACAACUGACUUCAGGGAAGCAAAUAAGAGGAUUGAAUGGGGCUUAAAAAAGGUUGUUGGUGGAUCAGAACAUACUCUACGUGCAAAGCUCACACUUUCACAGGAAUCACAUGGAAAUAUCAUGAGGGAAGCUGGACCAGUAAGCAUGACCUUCGCAAUACCUAUGUACAAUGCUUCCAGGCUUCAGGUAAGAUACCUACAGAUAGAAAAGAAGACCAAGACCCACAAUCCAUAUCGAUGGGUAAGAUAUGUGACACAAGCAAAUUCAUACGUUGCUCGCAUAUGACCUUUUUCAUUUUUUUUCUUUUCCAUUUCUGUCUUAUUUUUCUUCUUAAGUGCAUCAAAAUGGUUAGAAAGGUUAAAUGAGAAAGAAACUUGCUUUCAGUUACAAUUUGAGAACUAUAUUAAGCAAUAUAGUACUUGUUCAGUUCAUUUUAA
Nelumbo nucifera (sacred lotus) is the source of this 1650-nucleotide messenger RNA. Its product is annotated as AP-4 complex subunit mu-like. NCBI's taxonomy places the organism in Eukaryota, Viridiplantae, Streptophyta, Magnoliopsida, Proteales, Nelumbonaceae. Gene Ontology annotation, biological process: intracellular protein transport; vesicle-mediated transport. Gene Ontology annotation, cellular component: clathrin adaptor complex. The record is from RefSeq and is a predicted model, not a curated record.